Molecule: messenger RNA, 654 nt
Organism: Bicyclus anynana (squinting bush brown)
Lineage: Eukaryota; Metazoa; Arthropoda; Insecta; Lepidoptera; Nymphalidae
Gene: Cib2
Product: calcium and integrin-binding family member 3
Exons: 5
Coding region: 1-570 (189 amino acids)
Molecular function (GO): calcium ion binding
Source: RefSeq, a predicted model, not a curated record
AUGGGCAAUAAAGUGGUUACAUUUACAGAACAACAAUUGGAAGAUUAUCAGGACUGCACUUUUUUUACUAGGAAAGAAAUACUUAGGGUGUUCAAAAGGUUCAGGGAAGUGAACCCCGAGUUGGUGCCGAAACGGAUGACGGAAAACCAGGCGCACACCAUCGCUGUGCCGGUUGAAGAAAUAGAAAAGCUGCCCGAACUAAAGGAAAACCCGUUCAAGAGACGCAUCUGUCAGGUGUUCUCUCACGAUGGAUCAGGCAACCUGACGUUUGAAGACUUCCUGGACAUGAUGUCGGUGUUCAGUGAAGCAGCUCCUAGAGACAUUAAAGCAUGGUACGCCUUCCGGAUAUACGAUCUGGACGACGAUAUGUACAUCGGACGAGAAGAUCUACUCGAAGCGACGCGAUUACUGACCAAAGGGGAACUGCACCAGCAGGAGCGGGACGACAUCGUCACAAGUGUCCUGGACGAGGCGGACGUGGACGGGGACGGACGACUGUCGUUUAUGGACUUUGAGCAUGUAGUUGUGCGCGCCCCGGACUUCUUGUCCACGUUUCAUAUUAGGGUAUAGAACACAGAAAUUGACUUUAGCGUUUUCUAUGUUCUGUGGACUCAAUAAUCAUUAAAAUGUAGCAGUUUCUUUUGAUUUAUUUGG